This is a messenger RNA of Eurytemora carolleeae, 921 nucleotides long. RefSeq lists its product as uncharacterized. The record is from RefSeq and is a predicted model, not a curated record. The transcript has 4 exons. Bases 33 to 785 code for a protein of 250 amino acids. NCBI's taxonomy places the organism in Eukaryota, Metazoa, Arthropoda, Copepoda, Calanoida, Temoridae.
UAUUCUCCCAAACCAUUCUAAACCUAAAGAAAAUGAACUUGAGGUUUAGUUCUCUUAUUGUUGUACUGUACCUGUCCUAUGUACAAGGGUACGCGAAUAGUACAGAUAAUUGUAUUGAUAUAUCAACAUAUCUUGAUGUAGAAACUAACUCAACAGAAUUAGAAAUGUGCAACUACAGUGUUGAGAGGAACUGUGAAGAGAUGACUAAGAAUGUAUGUACAAAGGUUCCUGAGAUUACAUGUACACUAGUUCCUGUCCCAAACUGUAGAAAUAUCGAUCAGAAGGUUAAAGCUCACAACGACUACACAGAACAAACGGUGCUGGAGGUACAGAGCUGUGUUGAAGAUGGUGUACAGGUUCUACUUGAGGUAGAUCAACAGCCAACAUGUGAAAAUGUUACGACUCAGCAAUGUGACUCUAAAUGGAUAACCCUGCCUACCGGAGAAAAGGUCUGGGGUGGUAAUGAGAACUGUGAAGAUGUAACCAAGGAGGUCUGCACCCUUGAGGAUGUAUUUACUGAACAUGAAUAUCCUAGUAUAACCUGUACCCCUGGAGAACUCCUGCAGUACUAUAAACCCCAUCUAGUGGAAGAAACUGUAACACUACGCCAGACUAAGUGUACUCCAGCAGCCGGCAGGGUGUGUCGCACAACACUACGCGAGGAGUGUAUUGAUGUUACUUUUGAAGAAUGUACUGAAACCUUAGUUCCUAGCUGUGUAGGGGGACAGUUUGAUAUUCCAUACCAACCAUUCGACCAUAGGCUUAAGUGUAUAUUUGACGAAUAAGCAAAUUUUAUUAUUCAGUUGGUUUUAAUCCAACUUUACCUCAUUGUUCUCUAAGAAACAUAGAAAUUGUAAAUUAUACUAAAAUUUAAAUAUUGAUGCUUCUUAAAAUUGUUCAAUAAAGUUUUAAAAAUGCGAA